Molecule: messenger RNA, 5710 nt
Organism: Gigantopelta aegis
Lineage: Eukaryota; Metazoa; Mollusca; Gastropoda; Neomphalida; Peltospiridae
Exons: 33
Coding region: 165-5177 (1670 amino acids)
Biological process (GO): peptide cross-linking
Molecular function (GO): protein-glutamine gamma-glutamyltransferase activity
Source: RefSeq, a predicted model, not a curated record
ACCAUGGUGUGUGUGUGUGUGUGUGUGUGUGUGUGUGUGUGUGUGUGUGUGAAAUAAACUUGUGGAAUUAUCAGGUGGGGUACGGACAAGCUCUUGCGCUGCGCGAGUCUCGUGUGCGAUUCGCUGGCAUCCUAGUUCGAACGGACGUAGAAAAUUAAUCAACCAUGUUCCGAACAACACUUGAGAUUCCCAACAAGCGCAGUUCCACAAUCGUGGCGCCGAAAGGUAUCCAUAACCGCCGGAAGUCUCUGCCGGACAUGCGCAUUCCAUGUUGGUCGUAUGGGCCGAAGAGGACACGCCCACCUGCAACACAUCGAGAUCUUGAUUGGAUGAAACAGGCGGCAAAGGAGAUGGAGAAGGCGAUGAAAGAGUUCAACAAGAGAAAGCAGGAACACAACGAAGAGGAGACAAAUAAAACCGGACACGAGCCUCCUCCGGUAGAAAUUGCGGAACGUCUUCGUGUUGGACACGUUGAGCUGCACAUUGAUGAAAACACACAGCGCCACCACACGGACAAAUACGAGUGUACAGAAUCAAGGGAGAUAAUGUGCCAGGCUCUGAAACCGGAGCUGGUUUUGCGAAGAGGGGACGAGUUUCUGUUGACCAUCGUCUUCGACCGCCCUUACAACAAGAAGAAACACGAUAUGGAGAUCAUAUUUAAGAUAGGUACGAAACCCUCAGAGAAGAGGAAAACACUGGCCUCGUUUCGUGUUGAUGAGACUGGCAAGAGCGGAUACAAACCGAAGAGGUGGGGUGCUCGAAUUCACACUGAGCAAGAUACAUCUCAAACCAUCGCCGUGUUCGUCCCGGCAGACUGUCCCAUUGGAGAAUGGGAAUUCAUUAUCAGGACAACGGAGCAAGGUUCUGCUAAAGAGGAUGUGGCGAUUUGUCAGUACGAGUCGGCAGAUGACGUCACGAUCUUGCUGAAUCCUUGGUGCAAAGACGAUGCGGUGUACAUGUCGGACACAGCGUUGCUCGACGAGUACGUUCUCAACGACUCCGGCGUCAUCUACCGCGGCAGCACAAACUCCAUCUCACUCAAACCGUGGUAUUUCGGUCAGUUUGACAACGACAUUUUGACUAUAUCUCUGUUUCUGUUGAGGAAAGGUCUGGCGUUCCGCUCGUCCCCCUCGCUUGGUGACCCGGUCAAGAUAGCAAGGUCGCUGUCUCAACUCGUUAAUGAAAAUGACGGCGACGGCGGGGUGAUCAUCGGUAACUGGAGCGGCGACUACGACGACGGCGUGUGUCCCACCAAGUGGUGCGGCAGUGUCAAGAUACUGCGUGACUUCCUCAGCGGUCACAAACCUGUCAAGUACGGGCAGUGCUGGGUGUUCUCAGCAGUUCUCACUACAGUGUGUCGCGCUAUUGGUCUGCCGUGUCGCAGCGUAACGAACUACUCGUCAGCACACGACACUGACGCCAGUCUAACGAUAGACGAGUACUACUAUGAUGACUCCGCUGGUGACAUUGUCAAAGACAGCUACCGCACCGAAGACUCCAUCUGGAAUUACCACGUCUGGAACGAAGUGUGGAUGAAGAGGAAGGAUCUUGGGGAAGGGUAUGAUGGCUGGCAGGUGAUCGACGCAACCCCUCAGGAACAAAGCGACGGCGUGUUCUGCUGUGGCCCCUCCCCUCUGACAGCCAUAAAGAACGGCGAUGUCAACAUUGGGUACGACACGGCGUUUGUGUUUUCCGAAGUCAACGCUGACGUCAUCCAAUGGAAAGAGACGGAAACCGGCGACGUGCUGAUGAAGAAAACGAAAACCAAAGUUGGCAAACAAAUCAGCACCCACAAACCAACAGGACUUCCGUUUUCUCAAGAGAAGACAAUGUCUGGCGAUUAUAAGAAUGACGAACGAGAUGACGUCACUAACAACUACAAACACAAGGAAGGAAGUAAGGAGGAGCGACAGGCGGUGUUUAGGGCUGCGUCGUUCUCCAGUGGACAGCGAGAUCCCUAUGAAUACGAGGUCAAAACGAAAAUAGAUUUAGUGUUGGCUCUAAAGAGCAGGGCAGUGAUUGGCGAAGACAUCGUUUAUACGGUGACAGUAAAGAACAAGAGCGACGACGUCCGCCACGUCAGACUCAGCGUCACGUUCAACGCCAACCUCUACAACGGCCUCAUCACGUCGAAAAUCUACAACGAGUCUUUCCCAGAGAAGGCCAUACCAGCCGGGAAAGACGAAGUUUUAACCAUCAAAGUAAAUGGCAUGAAAGCGUUCAGGUUUACCGGAGAGAGCGGCCAUGUCGUAGUGAAAGCGUUCGCUGAGGUGCUCUUCGGUGACGUGACAGAGAUCGUAACAGAAGAUGACGACUUCCAACUCAAGAUUCCACAGCUUAUGUUUAAGGGUCCGAAGACUUGUAAAAAGAAUGACGUCAUCUCGGUGACUGUAAGUCUGGAGAACCCUCUCAACUGCCCGCUCACUAAAUGCUCCCUGGAUCUGGAGGGCAGUCUGGAGUGUGUCACCACUGAAAGGAUGACAUUUCCCGACAUCCCCACCCACGGCAAGUGGCAGACGACGUUGACGCUGAAGCCGCGAGCUAGUCAGAAACACAAGAAAUUCAGAGAGCUGUCCGCCAGCUUCGACACAGCAGAGGUGAAGGACAUUGAUGGCAAAUACUCCGUUCAGCUGACUGGAUACUUGAACAGCAUCUCCAUAACCGUUACUUCUCAAAGACGAGCUAUGUACAGACAGCGGUAUCCGCAACGUCGCCGCGUCUCCGGUUAUCGAGACUUCUCUCACUAUCUACGUGAACGACGUCGACUGCGGUAUGCACCACCUCGUAACAACUGGCGAAGACGAAGUUAUGGACCGAGCCGAACGCGGCGUCGACGGUACGAAACGUUCGCCGAAUGGUUGUCUCGUUACAGCGAAGCACCGAACACAAGACGGCCGGAAACUCCCGAAGAACCAAAACCGGAACCGGAGCCAGAACCACUGACAGAAGACGAACUCUCCAAGGAACUCCACGUGCAGAAGAUUGACAUGCACAUCCAAUCAAACAGCGACGCGCAUCACACGGACGAAUAUGAGUGUACAGAACCACGGGACAGUGAUAACCCUUAUGACCCGGAACUUAUUGUACGAAGAGGUCAGGACUUCUUGCUGAGUAUUUACCUGAACCGGCCCUAUGACGUCAACAAGCACGACAUGGCGCUGGUGUUUAAAACUGGUGAAAGCCCGUCGAUAGUGAACGGAAGCUGUGUGGAGUUCCCCCUGCUAGAGGAGGGGGAGGUGGAGUACAAGCCGUCCAGGUGGGGGGCUCGCAUCAUGAAGUGCGUCAACAACACCGUCGAUGUGGCCGUCUUCCCGCCGUGCACCUGCUACAUCGGCGAGUGGGAGCUCAGCGUCAAGACGAUAGUGCAGGGCAAAGACCCCAAUGACGUCGACGUUUGGGAAUACGAGUGUCCGGAUGACGUCACGAUUUUGUUCAAUCCUUGGUGCAAAGAUGACUUGGUCUACAUGUCUAAUGACCUGGAGGAAUACAUCCUCAAUGAAGCGGGCGUCCUCUACAGGGGAAACUCCUACUCUCCUGGGCCUAAGAAGUGGAAUUUUGGCCAGUUUGAUCGGGGUAUUCUGGACGCCUCUUUACACCUGAUGUACAUGGGAUUUGGUUACAGAUCCUGGGGGCGAACCGGCGACCCUGUCAAAGUCGCGCGGGUCUUAUCACAAGUCGUCAACCACACAGGAAUUGACUCCAAUGACCCUAACUAUGGCGUGCUGGUCGGAAACUGGUCUGGAGACUAUGACGCAGGUCAGCGACCCGGUUCUUGGACAGGCAGCGUGAAGAUUUUACGACAGUUCAUGGAAACCAAGAAACCUGUCAAAUACGGACAGUGCUGGGUGUUUUCCGGUGUUCUUACCACAGUGUGCCGCGCUCUCGGCAUCCCGUGUCGGAGUGUCACGAAUUUCGACUCUGCGCAUGACACUGACGUCAGUCUGACGAUCGAUCGUUUUGUGGACGAAGAUGAAGAUGAGAUCAGAAAUAUGAACUCCGAUUCCGUUUGGAACUUCCACGUGUGGAAUGAAGUGUACUUGAAGCGACCCGAACUCGAUGACGUAUACAGUGGAUGGCAGAUCAUUGACGCCACACCACAAGAAUCUAGUGAAGGUGUGAUGUGCUGUGGCCCGGCCCCUCAGGCGGCAAUAAAACGAGGGGAUGUGGACGUCGGCCAGGACACGAAGUUCGUGUUUGCCGAGGUGAACUCCGACCGCAUCACGUGGAUGAUAUCACGAAGCGGAGAGUACCGAGUCACCCAUCUUGACACAUCCGCUGUCGGCAAUAAGAUUAGCACUCACAAGCCUACAGGGCGGCCAAUGGAGGGUGGCUACCACAGUCGCUAUAACCGAGACAAGGAUGAGAAGAUAGAGAGAAUGGACAUCACUCACCUGUACAAAUAUCCAGAAGGAAGCAUACAAGAGCGGGGAGCAGUCAAAAAUGCCGCCCAACACUCGGCUAUGUUGCACGUGAGAGAUCCAUAUAUGGCAAAAGCAGAUGAGAGUAUUAAAGUAACUAUUUCGGUACCAGAUGACAUCAUGGUGGGUGCUAACAAUUUCAAUGUUAAGAUCAAUAUCUCUAAUGUUUCGGAUGAAGUGCGUGUCUGUCGACUUAUCACCACUGUCCGAGCUAUUACCUACACGGGCGAGCUGUUUGGAAGUCCAGUGCACGAUGAAACGUUCAGGGAAAUGCAAGUCUUCCCCAGAAAAGAUGAGAGUGUGUCGUUCACGGUGGAUGGAAGCUCGGCCUUCAGCGCCGCCAACGAGGAUUUCCAAUUCAAGAUGAUCGCCAAGUGUCUUGUGAAGACCGGCCUCUCCAGAGACGUGCAGGAGUUCUCCCACAUCUUCAGAUACAGGCUGCCAGAGAUGGACUUCGAGGGUCCAAAGAAGUGCAAGAGAAAUGAAACCAUUACAGUGAAAGUGAGCCUAGCGAACCCGCUGCAUAUUCCUCUAACACAGUGCGUCCUUGACCUUGAAGGAAGUCUGAGUCCCGUGGAACCAACGAAAGACAGAAUGGAGAUACCAGAUAUCCCACCUAGAACCACAUGGACCGAAGAAUUGAAGCUAGUCGCUCGUAAGACACAAAGGAACAAGAAAAUCCGUGACCUCACAGCUAGCUUUGACACCAAGGAACUCACUAACAUUGACGGGACAUUUGUCAUUCAAAUAGUAGAUUAAUACAUGUUCAAAACGUAGCCUUGACACCAAGGAACUGUCUAACAUCGAUGGAACAUUUGUAAUUCAAACAGAAUGUCAACACCACCACUUUGCAUCAUUGCCAAGGAACUGACCAGUAUUAAUGGAACUUUCAUAAUUCACAUAGAUUCAUAUAUCUGCAAAACCUACAAUUAAUAUAUGCGGCACCAAGGUGAUGUUUAAUAUUAAUGGACUAUCGAACCAUCAAUUAAUCGCAUAUGCACUACGAAUAACGUAUCUGCAAAACUAGUUUCCAGUUUCGACACCAAGUAACUGACUAACAUUUGAUGGAACAGUUGUAAUUCAGAAAGAAGAACAAUAAGUAAUCUGUAACAACAUCAGCUAGGUUUUAUAUCAAGGAACUGACAAACACUAGUACUGAUAUAACAUUUGUAAAAGUUUGUUUUGUUUAAUGAUACCACAAGAGCACAUUAAUGUAUUAAUCAUCGACUAUUGGAUAGAUAGAUAUCUAGUUUAACGUGCCCAUAUACCACUAGGGUUUCGAACACGCCCAU